GAUAAGAGGAACAUCAACAUCUGCAGGCAGGCCGAGGGAAGGGAGACCUAGCAGGGCAGCUGAAAGAGGACGAGAGAGAAACCCAAACCCGAGAGGCAAGGCCAUCACAUCUCAGAUGCACCAGAGAGGCCACCUGCACCCGGUGAUCAAGGCUUUCCUGUGCGGCUCCAUCAGCGGCACAUGCUCUACCCUCCUUUUCCAGCCCCUGGAUCUCCUCAAAACGCGCCUGCAGACUCUCCAGCCUGCAGCCCCGGGGUCCAGACGAGUCGGGAUGCUGGCGCUGCUCCUGCAGGUGGUCCGCACCGAGAGUCUCCUGGGCCUGUGGAAAGGGAUGUCCCCUUCCAUUGUGAGGUGUGUCCCUGGCGUUGGCAUCUACUUUGGCACGCUCUACUCUCUGAAGCAGUACUUCCUGCCAGGCCAUCCCCCCACUGCCAUGGAGUCGGUCAUCCUGGGGGCGGGCUCUCGCUCAGUUGCAGGGGUCUGCAUGUUGCCCAUCACUGUGAUCAAGACACGUUAUGAGAGCGGGCGGUAUGCCUACGAGAGCAUCUACGCGGCCCUGCGGAGCAUCUAUCGCAGCGAGGGGCACCGGGGCCUCUUCAGCGGCCUGACAGCAACGCUCCUUCGGGAUGCUCCCUUUUCUGGAAUCUACCUGAUGUUCUACAACCAGACCAAAACCAUUGUGCCCCACGACCAGUUGGAUGCAGCCCUUAUUCCCGUUGUACAUUUCAGCUGUGGAAUAUUUGCUGGUACUCUGGCCUCACUGGUAACUCAGCCUGCAGAUGUUAUCAAGACUCAUAUGCAGCUCUCCCCAGUGAAGUUUCGGUGGAUUGGCCAGGCAGUGACAAUCAUCUUCAAAGACUAUGGGCUGCGUGGCUUCUUCCAAGGUGGCGUCCCUCGGGCUCUGCGCAGGACUCUGAUGGCAGCCAUGGCGUGGACAGUCUAUGAAGAGAUGAUGGCCAGGAUGGGCCUGAAGUCCUGACCCAGAGGGCCCUGGGAAAGGAUGGGAUCCGUUGUCCUGCCUGGCUUCUGCCGGGGCUGCGUCAUCUCACUAUUCUGGAGGGAGAUCGAGUCCUUUCUGGACAGCCAGGCAGAUAUGUCACCUUGUUGCCCAGUUCAAGGAGAGAAUAGAUGGGCCUGACUCAAGCCUUCAGAAUCUCCCUAAAGAGGAGUCAGGGAGACAUCAGCAUCUUGGGAAGUUAGGAGAAGGGUUUGCACACCUUGCAAGGCUACUUGAAAGCCUUUCCCGAGAGAGAGCUCUGUCGGGGUCUCUGCUUCAACCCCUCACCGACACCAUGCUGCCUCUUUGGAACUGUUCCUGGGCAAGGAAUCGCAAAGCCAGAGAAGCUGUAGGCUGCCCACUGGGGCCGAGGAGCUCCAGCUGGGGUGGGGUGGGGGGCCCGGAGGGGCACUGGUUCUGCAGAGAGAGGAGUCACUGUCACCAGGCCGAAGUCUAUGUCUGAGAUAAUGUUAGGAUGAGGAAGAAAAGCACUCAAUUACUUAUUUGGUUCCUCAUCAACCUCGCAGGCUCUGCAGAAGGGGGACAGUGGCUUCCUAGCCUCCAAGUGUCCAAAUAGUUUUUGUCUUGGCCCCAGCACUGCUUCAACUCUGAAUUCUGCAUUUUUCUGCAGCUGAAGUUCAGAUAAGUAUGACGAAGCACGUUAUCAUUGAAAACUGUUUGGAAAACCUAGAGUGUCAUCACUCUGUUAGGUCCUAACAUUUAGGACCUAAACAUUUUAAACAGCUUUAUGUUACUUGUCAUCAAUGUACCCAUUUCAGAUAUACAUUCAGGCCUGGCUGGUGUGGCGAGUGGUUGAGCAUUGACCCCAGCACCAAGAGGUCACCGGUUCAGUUCCUGGUCAGGACACAUGCCUGGGUUGUGGACCGGU
Molecule: messenger RNA, 1886 nt
Organism: Molossus molossus (Pallas's mastiff bat)
Lineage: Eukaryota; Metazoa; Chordata; Mammalia; Chiroptera; Molossidae
Gene: SLC25A38
Product: solute carrier family 25 member 38
Exons: 7
Coding region: 116-979 (287 amino acids)
Biological process (GO): glycine import into mitochondrion
Cellular component (GO): mitochondrion; mitochondrial inner membrane
Molecular function (GO): glycine transmembrane transporter activity
Source: RefSeq, a predicted model, not a curated record